AUGAUAAGUGUGUGUCUGGGUACUGGCUGUGGCAGAAGCUGCACACUUCUGCCUAGUCGGCCGUAGCUGACGCAACAGAGAAAUAUAUCUAAUUCUUGUCAUUCUCUGGCUGACCUGACACAUGACUCUGGAGUCACACAGGGGACCAACGUCCCUCCUCAAACACCACUGAGAGUUAAGAGCACUUCCAUCUGGUACCUUCACCCAAACCCUCAUCUGCUGUGCUUCAGAUUUACACUUCCUGUUACGAACCAUCAUGUCGUGGUCGGAGGGUGUGAACUCCACUCUGAACCUCGACUCCAACACCUCCUCCUCCCUGGUCUGCACCAACCUGUACGACCACCGCCCCGUCGCCCGCGUCCUCAUGUCUCUCCACUACAGCCUGGUCUUCAUGCUCGGCCUCCUAGGUAACGCCCUGGCACUGCACGUCAUCAGACCCAACCUGGCCCAGAUCAACUCUACCACACUCUACUCUGCCAACCUGGCCGCCUCCGACGUCCUCUUCACUCUGGCCCUGCCGCUGAGGAUAGCCUACUACGCCCUAGGUUUCCACUGGCCCCUGGGGGAGACCCUGUGUCGUGUCACCGCCCUUCUGUUCUACGUCAACACCUACGCAGGGGUCAAUUUCAUGACCUGCCUGGCCGUAGACCGCUUCGUAGCCGUGGUUCUCCCUCUACGUUACACCAGGCUCUGCCGGGCCCGGACCAUCCGCUACGUCUGCGUAGGGGUGUGGGUUCUAGUCCUGGUCCAGACAUUACCCCUCCUCUCCGUGACCAUGACCCGGGCCGAGCCUGACGGGACCACCACCUGCAUGGAGUACCCCAACUUUGAGAACGGGGCCGUGGAGGGACUCCCCUACGUCCUCAUUGGAGCCGUCGUCAUGGGAUACGGCGUUCCUGUUGCAACCAUCCUGUGUUGCUACUUGGUGUUGCUUUGGAAUCUGCGGUUGGUGACGAGAAGUAGGGUCGGUGGGCGAGGUCAGAGGUCAUUGAGGAGCCAGAAGGCGACGGGGGUGAUAGCAGGGGUAGUGUUGGUGUUUGUAGUGUGUUUCAGUCCCUAUCACAUCAACAUCCUGCAGUAUAUGAUCCGAAAGCUGAGAUACACACCAGACUGUACCGAGCUCCAGGCCUUUCAGAUGUCUCUACACUUCACUGUGUGUCUCAUGAACUUCAACUGCUGCCUGGACCCCUUUGUCUACUUCUUUGCCUGUAAGGGUUACAAGAGGAGGGUGAUGAAGAUGUUGAGGGUUCAGGUCAGCGCCUCUUUCUCCAGCGUGGUCCGAACCGGGGAGGACACCCCCUUCAAACGGGGGGGGACCCGGGACAGGAGGAGCAGGCUGGGUACCCACACAGCUUGUCCUGUUGCUUUAGAUGAUCUUACAAAGACCAUUCCUGGGCCAGAGACUGAGACAGGAGUCAGAGACCAAGACAGGACCCAGAGACCGAGACAGGAGUCACAUCCAACCAACUACCCCUGAGACAGGAGUCACAUCUAACCAACUACCCCUGAGACAGGAGUCAGAGACCAAGACAGGACCCAGAGACCGAGACAGGAGUCACAUCCAACCAACUACCCCUGAGACAGGAGUCACAUCCCACCAACUACCCCUGAGACAGGAGCCACAUCCAACCAACUACCCCUGAGACAGGAGCCACAUCCAACCAACUACCCCUGAGACAGGAGCCACAUCCGGCUGAGUAGCCCCAGAGCCUAUCCUGGUCCUUGAGAUGACCACUACUAGGCCAUAGAGAGACAGAACCACUAGUCUAGACCACUACUAGGCCAUAGAGAGACAGAACCACUAGUCUAGACACACUUAUUUGUCCUGGGUUUUAUUCAUACCAAACGGAAGAACAAGGAACUGAAACAGAAAGGGACGACCUGAACUUGUCCAAUAAGAAAUGCUUGUUUUAAUUUUACUUCUUUGCUCACUCUGCUAUUUCCAAACGAAUGUGAAAAAGAUGGAAAUCAAGGUCCCAUAAACACAAGAAAACAGCAGCGCCUUUACAAGGUUCCAGAACUAAACCUUGUUUACAGAACAGGAUGCUGUAUGCAGAGAUACAAUCCUACCUCCUACCUACUUUACAAGGUUCCAGAACUAAACCUUGUUUACAGAACAGGAUGCUGUAUGCAGAGAUACAAUCCUACCUUUACUGAUUCAUCUCCAACAUUUCCGUCACAUCGAUCUUUGUACAGAUAUUUAUGCUUUUCAUAAUUAAAAAUGGUUUCACUUCCCAAUA
Molecule: messenger RNA, 2240 nt
Organism: Oncorhynchus kisutch (coho salmon)
Lineage: Eukaryota; Metazoa; Chordata; Actinopteri; Salmoniformes; Salmonidae
Product: G-protein coupled receptor 183
Exons: 4
Coding region: 257-1477 (406 amino acids)
Biological process (GO): G protein-coupled receptor signaling pathway
Cellular component (GO): membrane
Molecular function (GO): G protein-coupled receptor activity; oxysterol binding
Source: RefSeq, a predicted model, not a curated record